Molecule: messenger RNA, 1428 nt
Organism: Fraxinus pennsylvanica
Lineage: Eukaryota; Viridiplantae; Streptophyta; Magnoliopsida; Lamiales; Oleaceae
Source: the annotation of a GenBank genome assembly
AUGUUGCCAGCAUUUUUCUGUAUUGCCGCUAUCUUGGUUAUAAACAUUACACAUUGGCUUUACAAGUGGUGGAAUCCGGACUGCAAUGGAGUGCUCCCACCUGGUUCAAUGGGGUGGCCACUACUUGGAGAAACUCUCCACUUCUUUGCUCCGAACACUUCAUCUGAUAUUCCUCCUUUUGUGAAGGAAAGAAUGCAAAGAUACGGGCCACUAUUCAAGACAAGUUUGGUGGGACGGCCAGUUAUAGUAUCCACAGAUGCAGAUCUUAAUUAUUUCAUAUUUCAACAAGAGGGACAAUUGUUUGAAAGCUGGUAUCCAAGUACCUUUGUGGAAAUAUUCGGGAGGCAGAAUGUAGGUUCUUUGCAUGGGUUCAUGUACAAGUACCUUAAGAACAUGGUUCUGAAUCUGUUUGGUCCGGAAAGUCUGAAAAAGAUGCUUCCUGAUGUUGAACAAGCAUCAAAUAUGUACUUAAAAAGAUGGUCAAGCCAGACAAUAGCUGAGAUCAAGGAAUCAACCUCAAAGAUGAUAUUUGAUCUGACUGCAAAGAAGUUAAUCAGUUACGAUGUAGAAAAGUCCUCAGAUAAUCUAAGGGGAAAUUUUGAAGCUUUCAUAAAAGGAUUAAUCUCCUUCCCUCUCAACAUUCCUGGAACAGCCUACCACAAAUGUUUACAGGGAAGAAAGAAGGCAAUGAAGAUGCUCAAAUGCUUGCUACAAGAAAGACGUGAAAGGCCAAGAAAGAUCCAAAGUGAUUUCUUUGAUUACGUCCUGGAAGAACUUCAACGACAGGAUACGAUUCUUACAGAGUCAAUAGCUCUGGAUUUGAUGUUCGUGUUACUCUUUGCCAGCCAUGAGACAACCUCCCUGGCACUAACUUUAGCAAUGAAAUUUCUUUCGGACCAUCCUUUGGUGUUAAAAGAAUUGACAGAAGAGCAUGAGGCAAUAAUUAAAAAGAGGGAAAAUCCAGACUCCAGAUUAACAUGGAAUGAGUACAAAUCAAUGAAGUUUACAUUUCAGUUUAUCAACGAAACAGUCAGACUGGCCAACAUAGUUCCUGGCAUUUUCAGAAAAGCACUGAAAGAUAUCAAAUUCAAAGGACAUACCAUUCCAGCUGGUUGGGCGGUUAUGGUUUGUCCUCCAGCUGUGCACUUGAACCCUGCCAAAUAUAGCAAUCCCCUUGAUUUCAAUCCAUGGAGAUGGGAGGCAUUAGACACAAAUGGUGCCUCAAGAAACUUCAUGGCUUUUGGUGGUGGUAUGAGAUUUUGUGUAGGAACGGAUUUCACCAAGGUGCAGAUGGCCGUCUUUCUCCAUUGCUUGGUAACCAAGUACAAGUGGCAAGCAAUCAGAGGUGGAGACAUUGUACGAACUCCUGGUUUACAGUUUCCAAAUGGAUUUCACAUCUCUCUUUCUGGAAAAAAUGCACAAAAGUAG